Drosophila obscura is the source of this 2283-nucleotide messenger RNA. RefSeq names its product dual specificity protein kinase Ttk (gene Mps1). The record is from RefSeq and is a predicted model, not a curated record. NCBI's taxonomy places the organism in Eukaryota, Metazoa, Arthropoda, Insecta, Diptera, Drosophilidae. Gene Ontology annotation, molecular function: protein serine/threonine/tyrosine kinase activity; protein serine/threonine kinase activity; ATP binding. Gene Ontology annotation, biological process: peptidyl-serine phosphorylation; mitotic spindle assembly checkpoint signaling; chromosome segregation. Gene Ontology annotation, cellular component: kinetochore; nucleus; spindle. The transcript is spliced from 4 exons. The coding region runs from base 194 to 2176 and encodes 660 amino acids.
UAGUAAACUCAAAUCUAAAAAUAUUUAAAGUUAAUAUUGUGUGUUUCAAAAGAGAGUUGCAUCUCACCCACUGCACAGGAAAUUCGUUUGAUUUUGUCGCUGCCACCACGAUCGAUAACGAUAACAGCAGCACAAAAAUCAUCUCUAAUUUUAUGGCUUUUUGUUUAAAUUUGAUUUUUAAUACAAAAAAUAAAUGUCUACACCUGUGCCGCGCCGCACUAAGGACUUGCUGGCUCUUGGUAUUGACUCGGAUACGGACGAUGACUACAAUUCGCCUCUCAAGCCGCACCGAUCACAAGCCGCAGCUGCAAAAAACCACCGACCAGCUGCGGCGGCGGCAUCUGCUUUCGGUCAGGGCACAGGCAUCGGCGUCAAUGCUGGCAAUAAGGAAAACAUUUCGCUGCCCAAUAGGGCAGUCGGUGAAAUACUACCACGGCGCACCUCGGAGAUGUCUAUGAUGGACUCGGACAGCGACGAGGAGGAGGAUAACAAAAACGACCACAAUCUCAACUGCGCCAUUCUCAAUGACUCCUUCGUGUUGAGUCCGACGCACGAGCUGCCGGUUAGCGGGGGCAGCAGCAUGCCCUCCACAGCUGGCACACUCAAGCAAUCCGAUUCGAAUCUGUCGUUCCUAGGCCGCUUCGGCAACAUGGGCAUCAACUGCAGCAGCACCUCUGCUGCCAAUCAGAACUCCCCGGCGGUUGAGCCAGAGCCGCAGGCCAUCAAAAAGCCGCCGCCUUCAACGCUGCAAACCAUCUCGGAGCGACGUAAACUCUUUGAUAACGAAACUCCCCUGCGUAAUGGAUCCACGAUUGUGGCCAAGUCCCAAGCCAAGGCCGAAGUGGACUUCAUAACGCCACUGGUGCGAGCGGGCGGCUCCACGCAGGCACCCAAAUCCCGCAGCGCGGUGGUAUCGAAUGAGUUUCGCGCGCAGAAGGUUCUCUUCCAGACGCCCAUGACCGUGGGCCGUGGUGCUCCCUUUUCCUGCGACAGCUUCUCCCUGUGCGACACCAUCAGCGAGAGUCCCGACAUUCCGCCGCGACAGCCGGAGCCGCAGCCGCAGCCCAAGGUAGAGCCCAUCAAUGGCAAGUCAAAGAAGUCUCUGGACAAUGCAUUCCAUGAGGCAGAAAAGGAAAUGGUGCCACCGAAAAUUGAGCCAGUGAAACCCAAGGAAAUUGUAAAACCUGCUCCAGUGCCGCCCUCCACCGCCAGCAAAUCUUCGAACAUACUAAAGAUCAAGAAUCAUGAGUACGUGAUAGGCCAGAAGCUUGGCUGCGGCGGCUCCAGUUCCGUUUACCUCGCCCGUCGUCCCGACUCUGGCGGUGAAUUUGCAUUGAAGGUGGUGGACCUGCAGGCCGAUCCGUCGGUGGUUCAGGGGUAUCUGAAUGAAACCAAGCUGCUGGAGAAGCUGCAGGGCAACGUGUGCGUUGUGGCACUGUACGACUAUCAACUGUUGCGAGAGGAGUCCAAGCUGUAUAUGGUAAUGGAGAAGGGUGACUGCGACUUGAACAAGAUCCUGCAGAGCUAUACCACAAAUCUGCCGGCCUACAGCCUGAUGAGCAUUCUGUACCAGAUGCUGCAGGCUGUCAACUAUAUUCACCAGCACGGUGUAAUACACUCGGACCUGAAGCCGGCCAAUUUCCUGAUGGUGAAUGGCCGUCUCAAGCUGAUCGACUUUGGCAUUGCCAGCAACAUUUCGGUGGACUCGACGAGCAUCAUCAAGUUCUCCCAGGCUGGCACCUUCAACUACAUCAGCCCCGAGGCCCUCACGGACACCUCGACGGGCAACAGUCCGAUGCGCGGUGGCAAUCAGCCCAAGAUAAAGAUCUCCACCAAGUCGGAUGUGUGGUCGCUGGGCUGCAUAUUGUAUCUGCUGAUGUACCAAAAGACGCCCUUUGGUCAUAUACGGAAUAUUUGUGCCAAGAUGAAUGCCAUUGCCAAUCCGGGGACCAACAUUGAGUAUCCAGACAUUCCAUUUUACUAUCCAGCCAUGCUGGUUCAUGUGAGUUACCCAAGUGUAUUCUUUAUAGAUGGUCAAAAAGUGCCUGCAGCUGAAUCCGAAAAUGCGGCCCUCGUGCACCCAACUGCUGCAGUAUCCCUUCCAUAUGGCCAUUCCCCUGCAGAAUCUACAGAUUGCCAGCAAAGCCAGCACCACCACCACCACCACCAACAAUAAGUAAACCCAACAAAAGUAUUCUCCUCUUAUGUUUUCUCAUAUGUGUGUAUGUAUUUAAUUCUCAUUUACCAUAAGUUAUACAUCAUAAAUCUUUAUAAUGCAGGCUA